AUGAUCCAGGCAGAGGAUCCAUCAGGAAUCGCACAACUCGAGAUGGGUGGGGGGCCUUCUGACUCAUCCCAGGAUCACAGUUGGAUCGUGUGUGGGGCUGUUCGAGCGGGGGACAGGGGCAUGUGGAAAGUCCAGGAGCUCAGAAUAGACUUAGCACGAAGAAGACCUUUGUGCCUUCUAUCCCCCUCCCUCACCAUCACCCUCACCCUCACCCUCACCCUCACCAUCACCCUCACCAUCACCCUCACCAUCACCCUCACCCUCACCAUCACCAUCACCCCCUCCCUCACCAUCACCCUCACCCUCACCCUCACCCUCACCAUCACCCCCUCCCUCACCAUCACCCUCACCCUCACCAUCACCCCCUCCCUCACCAUCACCCUCACCCUCACCAUCACCCUCACCAUCACCCUCACCAUCACCCUCACCAUCACCCUCACCAUCACCCUCACCAUCACCAUCACCCUCACCAUCACCCUCACCAUCACCAUCACCCUCACCAUGACCCUCACCAUCACCCUCACCCUCACCAUCACCCCCUCCCUCACCAUCACCCUCACCCUCACCAUCACCCCCUCCCUCACCAUCACCCUCACCAUCACCCUCACCAUCACCCUCACCAUCACCCUCACCAUCACCCUCACCCUCACCCUCACCCUCACCAUCACCAUCACCAUCACCCUCACCAUGACCCUCACCAUCACCCUCACCCUCACCCCACAAUAA
Molecule: messenger RNA, 726 nt
Organism: Knipowitschia caucasica
Lineage: Eukaryota; Metazoa; Chordata; Actinopteri; Gobiiformes; Gobiidae
Source: the annotation of a GenBank genome assembly